AUGGGGAACGUUUCGAACAAGGGGUUUGUAUACUCGUUAAAUGACUAUCAACUUGCCAUUGAGACGUCCAAGGAGCUCGAAUAUCGACUGGAAAAAGAAUUUCAUGCACGUGGUCAAGGACUGCAUGAGAAAGUGUCGUCUGUAGAAGGCGCUAUUCCAAAUGUUACCGUUCGUUCAAUCCGUUAUGUUGCAACUCUUCGUAACAAACUCAUCCAUGAUCGAGAAACAAGAGCGUUGCCUGACCGUCAGCAGUUUAUCAAGAAGUUUAAUGAUGCGAUGGGAGAACUCAAUAUCAUUAUUGACAAGAAGCGGAUGGAUGCACGUAGUCAAGGACCUCAUAGCUCUCCUGUAUGUAUCAUCUCCUAA
This is a messenger RNA of Peronospora belbahrii, 366 nucleotides long. Lineage: Eukaryota; Oomycota; Peronosporomycetes; Peronosporales; Peronosporaceae. The record is from the annotation of a GenBank genome assembly.